AUGCCUCCCAUGCGUAUCCCCGUCAGCCGACUGGCCCAGACACUCCGCACAUUUUCCUCUGCUGCCGCCCCGGGCAGCGGUCUGAGGGCAGCGGCGAACCCCUUGCACUUCCACCACCAACACAUCCUCCCGCACCGAGCAUCGCAGAGGAUCCUGUCCAAGGCAUCCACGGCGGCCCAGAACCACUGGUCGACGGUGCCCGAGGCCAUCCGCGACGUGACCAGCUACCUCGCGCUCGGGGCACUGACCUCCGAGGCCGCCUUUCUGAUAUAUUGCUGGGACAAAGACGCCGACCUGACGGACUUCCUGGCUUUAUAA
Cladophialophora psammophila CBS 110553 is the source of this 318-nucleotide messenger RNA. RefSeq lists its product as uncharacterized. Lineage: Eukaryota; Fungi; Ascomycota; Eurotiomycetes; Chaetothyriales; Herpotrichiellaceae. The transcript is spliced from 2 exons. The record is from RefSeq and is a predicted model, not a curated record. The coding region runs from base 1 to 318 and encodes 105 amino acids.